This is a messenger RNA of Emiliania huxleyi CCMP1516, 1784 nucleotides long. RefSeq lists its product as hypothetical. The transcript has 10 exons. NCBI's taxonomy places the organism in Eukaryota, Haptophyta, Isochrysidales, Noelaerhabdaceae. Bases 1 to 831 code for a protein of 276 amino acids. The record is from RefSeq and is a predicted model, not a curated record.
AUGGAGUGCAGUAUUGACUUUUUGCGCGGCGUUUUCUUCCGCGUCUACGAUUUCCUGGCAGCAUCCGCUUCAUGCGAGGGAGCGCGGCCGCUGCCGAGGGUCGACGAUGCGCCGUCGGACUCGGCCGCCGACGAGCCGGAUGCGCCGGAGCCAGCCUUCCCCGACCUCGCCGAGGAGCUCGACGUCGACGAGGGCAGCAUCGCAAAGGAGGCGCUCAAGGCGGAGGUCGCGGACGGCUUCACCGCCGCCGCGCCGGACAAGGCGGUCCUCGGCGAGAUCCUGCUCGCGCUCGAGUCCGCCAACCCCACCCGCUCGCCCGCGACCUCGCCGCUGCUCAACGGGAAGUGGAAGGUGCUGUACGCGUCCGGCGCGACGCCGAGUCUCAAGGCGCUCAUGCUGCUGCUAAAGGGGUCGAGGCUGGCGCCCAAGUCGCCGUCGGGCGCGGAGCUCGCGGACGUGCAGGACGCGUACCUCACCAUCCGCGAGGAGCAGCCGCGGGCGGAGGGCUCGCUCCGCACGCGCCUGCUCUCCUUUGAAAACACGAUCAAGCUGUCGUCGCGCCUCGAGGCCGAGUCCGCCGUGCGCCUCGUCGAGACGUACGAGGCGGCAGAGUCCGAGUACAUGUCGCUGAAGCUGCCGUUCCAGCGGCCGGUGCAGUACAAGCGGUCGGUCCUCGUCUCGUACCUCGAUGACGAGCUUCUGGUGGUGCGAGAUUCGCAGGGCCGGCCCGACAUCCUGCUGCGCGUCGACGAGGCGAGCCGCAGCCCAUCCUCGCUUGGCGGCGAGGUCAGCGACGACGACGAGAACGACGCGGCGCCCGGCGCCUCGUAGAGCAGCUCUGCAGGAGACCGCUGCUCCGCGCCGCUGCUGCUAGCCCGUGCCCCGCGGGUCGGCUCGGGCGCGGAGGGGGAGCGAGUCUCCUCUCACCCGCUCGCGUCAGUGGUCAGUGGGCACGCGCCUCGCGCUCUCGCCCUUUCUUUUGUCCGCGGCCUUUGGCGACUCCAUGACUGCCCGUUGGCGCUCGCGUUUACGCGGAACGGACCGACAACCGACAAGCUAGCGGACAGACACUGGAGCCGCGAGCGCGACUGCACCGCGCCUCCUCGGGGCCCGCGAUAUAUGUAGAACGGCUGGUUGUGUGUCGAUUCGUCCGGAGAACGUUACAGGGGUAUUGUAGUAGUACACGCACUGAGGUUGCAGCAGCACGUCUUCACUCGCAGAGUGCCCCGCACGAAAUCUAAAAUGCGCGACACAUACACGCACUUUUGCAGCUCCGCUCGCUUCGCAGUGUCGCUCUUCCGCUCUCCUGGGCGCCCGCGGGAUGCAGCCGCCACCCUGACGGCUGAGCAGCCGGUACACCUCCCACACGACACGCCGCCACACGCCGCUGCUUGCGCUCUGCCGGCGUCGCCUCCUCAUCGCUGAUCCGAGAGUGGCGCGAUGUACUUUCGGUUGUCGGCGAUGGCGUAGGCGACGACGAGGUGCGAUUUGAGCAGGAAGGCGAAGAAGGCGGGCGUCACAACCAUCGCGAGCUUGCCCGACACGCCAAACGCCUUUCGGAACCGAGGAGACGAGUAGUUUGCCCACACGACCGCCGCGCCGGCAUAGGCCCCGGUGAUGGCCGCGGCGAUGAAGCCGCCGAGGCCGGCGUCCCAGCCGAUGCCUCGCGUCUCGGCCUGCGACAGCCGGCGGUCGAGCAUCCGGUCGGGGUUGAGCAUCUUCUCAACGACGACACGAGGCCGCUGGUGGAGCUCGAGGCCCUCCGCGCGAGCAGAGGCACCAGA